CAACAACAUAUCCAAAACCCCAACACUCUCAUCUCAUUUGAACAAAAUCUAAGCCGUUCCAACAGUAGAGAGAAACUAAGAAAAAGCCUAUGGCUUUGAUUUUGGUCGUCGUCGUCCUCAUCACUCUCCUCCUUGCUCUUCUAAUCUCACACUCAUGGCUAUUCAAAUCCCAAAUCAAACCCAAAAAAUCCCCUCCAGGGCCAAAAGGGUUUCCCAUUUUUGGUUGCCUUCAUUUACUAGGAAAACUCCCUCACAGAAAUCUCCACGAAUUAUCCCAAAAGUAUGGACCCAUAAUGAGCAUGAAACUAGGGCUUGUUCCCACCAUCAUAGUCUCAUCCCCUCACGCCGCCCAACUCUUCCUCAAAACCCACGACCUCAUUUUUGCAAGCCGCCCCUCUUCACAAGCUUCAAAACACAUCUCUUAUCAACAAAAAAAUUUAGUCUUUGCUCCAUAUGGUCCUUAUUGGCGCAACAUGCGUAAAAUGUGCACUCUUGAAUUGCUUAGUAACCUUAAAAUCAAUUCUUUCAUGCCUAUGAGAAAACACGAGCUUGGUUUGUUGAUUGAGUACUUAAAAGAAGCUGCUCAUAACAAAGCUGUUGUGAAUCUGAGUGCUAAAGUUACGUCACUUACAACUGACAUUAUUUGUUUGAUGGCAUUUGGAAAGAAAUAUGGAGAUGAAGAAAUUGAUGAAAGGGGUUUUAAGGCUGUAAUACAAGAAGGUAUGCAGUUGUCUGCUGCGCCUAAUUUGGGGGAUUUUAUUCCGGCAAUUGCUUGGCUUGAUCUUCAAGGAUUUACUCGUAAAAUGAAACGUGUUCAUAAGGUGUAUGAUGAAUUUCUUGAAAAGAUUAUUAAUGAACAUCUUGUGGCUAGAGGUGGGAAGAAGACUAGGGAUUUUGUUGAUGUUAUGUUGGAUCUUAUUGGUUCUCAACAAACUGAGUAUCAAAUUGAUCGUUCUGCUAUUAAAGCUAUAAUGCUGGAUAUGCUUGCAGCAGCAAUGGACACAUCAUCAACAACAAUAGGAUGGGCAAUGUCAGAGCUAAUAAGACAUCCAGAUGUAAUGAAGAAAAUGCAAGAUGAAUUACAAGAAGUUGUUGGUUUACACAGAAUGGUUCAAGAAUCUGACUUAGUAAGCUUAGAGUACUUAGAAAUGGUAGUGAAAGAGAUUAUGAGGCUAUAUCCAGCAGGUCCAUUAUUGAUUCCACGCGAGUCUCUUGAAGACUGCACUGUCGAUGGGUUCCAUAUUCCCAAGAAAUCAAGAGUAAUGGUAAAUGUAUGGACUAUUGGGCGAGACCCGAGUGUUUGGAAUGAUCCACACAAGUUCUUUCCUGAGAGGUUUAUUGGUAGCAAAAUAGAUUUGAAGGGUAAUGAUUUUGAAUUGAUUCCAUUUGGUGGUGGGCGUAGAGGAUGCCCUGGAAUACAAUUGGGCUUAACUAUGGUUCGGUUAUUGUUGGCUCAACUUGUGCAUUGUUUUGAUUGGAAGCUUCCAAAUGGUAUGUUGCCAUCUGAAUUAGAUAUGACCGAAGAAUUUGGAUUGACUUGUCCUAGAGCAAAAGAUCUCAUGGUUAUUCCUACCUUUCGUCUUAAUGAUUCAAUUAGUACUAAGAAUUUGUCUUCUUGAAUAACCUAGAUAAUAUAUAAGUAAUGAUUGAUAAUAUAUAAUAAUGGUCAAGAUAAAGAGUGAUUGAAAUACUCUCUUUAUAUAAAUAAUAAUAUACAUAGAAACUUUUAUCAUCCUUUA
Molecule: messenger RNA, 1739 nt
Organism: Cucumis sativus (cucumber)
Lineage: Eukaryota; Viridiplantae; Streptophyta; Magnoliopsida; Cucurbitales; Cucurbitaceae
Product: cytochrome P450 CYP736A12-like
Exons: 2
Coding region: 90-1619 (509 amino acids)
Molecular function (GO): monooxygenase activity; oxidoreductase activity, acting on paired donors, with incorporation or reduction of molecular oxygen; heme binding
Source: RefSeq, a predicted model, not a curated record